This is a messenger RNA of Gymnogyps californianus (California condor), 7731 nucleotides long. RefSeq names its product collagen type IV alpha 6 chain (gene COL4A6). Gene Ontology annotation, molecular function: extracellular matrix structural constituent. The record is from RefSeq and is a predicted model, not a curated record. Gene Ontology annotation, cellular component: basement membrane; collagen trimer. Lineage: Eukaryota; Metazoa; Chordata; Aves; Accipitriformes; Cathartidae.
AGCAUGGGCCGCGACUGCGCCCCUGCCCCGCCGGCCGCGGGGCGCGCAGGGGUGCUGGUGCUGGUGCUCCUCUGCCUGGGCGCGGAGCUGGCGAGUGGGGGUGGAAAGAAGUCUUACAGUGGGCCAUGUGGGGGCCGCGAUUGCAGCGUUGGAUGCAAAUGUUUUCCAGAGAAGGGUGCGCGGGGUCGUCCAGGACCGAUUGGGCUUCAGGGACCAAUAGGUGCACCUGGAUUUACUGGCCCAGAAGGUUUGCCGGGAGCAAAAGGUGAGAGAGGAGCAGUGGGCCCCCCUGGACCAGCUGGACAGAAAGGCGACAAGGGCCCAAUGGGAGUUCCAGGAUUUCAAGGCAUCAACGGGAUCCCAGGUCACCCUGGGCAAUCUGGACCUAGAGGUCUGCCUGGCCUCGAUGGCUGCAAUGGUACCACCGGGAGUCCUGGCGUUUCUGGAUCAGAUGGGUUUCCUGGCCUACCUGGGCUGCCUGGUCGUCCUGGCCCAAAAGGCCUUAAAGGAGAACCUGUUUUUGCUCAAGGCAGUCUUAAAGGAAUGAAGGGAGAAAAUGGUCUUCCUGGAUUGGAUGGAAUUUCUGGCCCAAAAGGUUUUCCAGGUCCAAUAGGUUCUGCAGGCCCUAUAGGAUUACCAGGUUUGCAGGGUCCAAUGGGUCCCCCUGGGCCACCAGGUCCAAAAGGUAACAUGGGAUUAGGCUUUCAAGGAGAGAAAGGAGAAAAGGGUGACGUAGGGCUGCGGCCUCCAGGUCCCCCACCAUCCACUGGAAUACUGGAAUUCAUGGGAUUUCCAAAAGGGAAGCAAGGAGAAAAGGGUGAGCCAGGCCCUCAAGGAUUCCCUGGAGACAAAGGAUUGCCUGGCAUACCGGGCUUUGGAGGUGUUGGAGAAAAAGGAGAAAAAGGUGUGCCUGGCUUACCGGGUGGCAGGGGUCUUUUGGGACUGGAUGGAUCUGAUGGGAUUCCAGGGAGAAAGGGUCAUCCAGGUAUUCCAGGCUAUCCAGGACUGGAUGGAGUUGAAGGCAUGAAGGGUGAAUUAGGUGACAUCGGUCCCCCAGGCCCUCCUAUCGUUAUUGAUAGGGAAGGUGUAGUCAUUUCAGGUGCCCCAGGUGACCCUGGAAACCCAGGAAUACCUGGUCCUCCAGGAGAUGAAGGGAUCAGUGGUUUACCAGGCCUUCCAGGAGCUCCAGGGUUUCCAGGCCUGGAGAGAGAUGGAAUGGGCCCUGGAGGGUCUCCAGGUAUUCCAGGUGUGAAGGGUGAAGUGGGAGAACCAGGAAGAGCAAUGAUUGGAUUACCAGGCAUUCCCGGCAGAGAUGGUUUACCAGGUCUGCCAGGAGCACCAGGAUUGCCUGGUUCACCACGCCCUUCAUUCCCCCCAGACACAAUCCUGGAUGGAAGGACUGGGGCCCCUGGGGAGCCUGGACAAAGAGGGCUGCCAGGAGCUUUGGGUCCAAAGGGGUACAAAGGAGAUGCAGGUGAUUGUGCUUGUGAUGGAGGAGUAACAAGAGUUGGUCUAAAAGGCAUCUCAGGUCCACCAGGUCCAUCGGGAAGCCCUGGUGUGCCUGGGAUUAAGGGCAUUGGUGGAGACCCAGGCACUGUGGGUGCACCAGGACAGCGAGGCCCUCAGGCUUCAGCUGGUCAGCAAGGUCUUCCAGGCCUUAAGGGAGAAAAAGGGGAUUCGUCCUAUGCAACAGGCAGAGGUGCUCGUGGGGACCGUGGUGCAACAGCACCCAGAGGACCUUCAGGCAUCCCGGGAAACCCUGGCAGGGAUGGACUUCCAGGCUUGCCAGGCCCACCAGGCCCUCCAGGUGAUGGUGGGCUAGGUUUCCCAGGUGAAAAAGGACUGCCAGGGUUACCUGGCUCCAAGGGCCAUCGUGGAGAAACUGGUUCUCCUGGCGUUGGAUAUCCAGGUCCUAGUGGAGUUCGUGGGCCGCCAGGUGACCCAGGAAUGGAUGGGUUUCCAGGCCAAGCCGGUCUUCCAGGCCCUCCAGGUAUCACCUUGCCCUGCAUAGUUCCUGGAGCAUAUGGGCCACCAGGAGCUCCCGGCUUUCCAGGAUUGCCAGGUCCCAAAGGUAGCAAAGGCUUUCCUGGCAUUCCAGGCCAACCUGGAUUACAUGGGUUGAAAGGACAGCCAGGGUCUCCAGGAAUAAUAGGCUUGCAAGGGGAACCUGGCUUCCCUGGGCCUCGAGGAGAGCAAGGGUCACAAGGACUUCCAGGACUGGAUGGAACAGAUGGUUUGCCUGGGAAAAUGGGUGCUCUAGGCUUAGCUGGAACGAAAGGAGCUCCUGGAGAUGUAUUUGGUGCUGAGAGUGGAGCCCUGGGAGAGCGUGGCCGACCUGGACUCCCAGGUGAUAAAGGGCUUACAGGUGAUCUUGGAUUUCCAGGACCAAAAGGGUUAGACGGAAGACCAGGCCUCCUAGGUAUUAAAGGCGAACAGGGUAAUCCAGGAUACUCGGGUGUCCCUGGAUUGCGGGGACCUCCUGGUCCUGGAGGUCCUUUUGGCAUUAAGGGAAAACCGGGACCCUUGGGGUCAGUUGGCCUUGCAGGAGCACCAGGCUGUCAAGGACUUCCUGGAGUCAAAGGCUUGACUGGGGAUGUAGGUCCACAAGGCCCUGCUGGUAUGAAAGGCUUCCCAGGUCUUGACGGUGCUCCAGGAUCUCCUGGGGAAAGAGGAUUCUUAGGGCCACCUGGGCCUUUUGGUCAAGAUGGACAUCCAGGUUUCUCUGGGCCAAAAGGCGAGAAAGGAUCUUCUGGCCUCCUUGGUUUCCCUGGCAUGCCAGGCCUGCCUGGUGUCCCUGGGGUGAAUGGGUUUAAAGGAACUCCUGGCACAGCUGGAGAAAAAGGGAGCCCUGGAGUUGUGGGACUCCAAGGACAAAAAGGUGACAGAGGUGAUGUAGGUCCACCUGGUCUUCCUGUUCUUGGGCUUCCAGAACAGGCACUGCAAUUCAAAGGAGACAAAGGAGAUCCUGGAUUAGCUGGACUUGGAGGAUUCCCUGGACCUAGAGGUGAUAAAGGAAUCCCAGGAAGCCGUGGACAGCCAGGUCUCCCUGGUCCAGUUGGGUCAGCAAGCAAAGAGAGAGGUCUUCAUGGUGACCCAGGCUUCCCUGGUCCACCUGGACAGCCUGGACUGCCAGGACAGAAGGGUACACAUGGUAUCAUAGGAUUUCCAGGAAUGCCAGGAGAGAGGGGUUCAGAUGGUAUCACAGGAACACUUGGAUUCCCAGGACCUAUUGGCCUCCCUGGUCCAAAGGGUGACCAGGGAGAGUCUGUUGGCAUUCCUGGCAUUGCUGGAGCAAAAGGAGAGCGAGGGGACCCGGGAUUCCCAGGAGAGAGGGGGAGAGAAGGACCUAAGGGUGAACCAGGCUACCCAGGAAACACUGGGGUGAAUGGACUCAAAGGUGGCCCAGGAGAUCUUGGCCAAGAAGGACCAGCAGGAAUCCCUGGAAAUGCUGGGCUGAGAGGAAUUCCUGGGCCACCAGGACCUCCAGGGCAGCCAGGAGCUGUUGGAUUCCCUGGAGCUCGUGGAACAGCAGGACCUAAAGGGUUUCAUGGAUUUCCAGGUUUAAACGGUCUGAAUGGCUUGCCGGGCACAAAAGGGUCUCCUGGAACACCAGGUCUGAGUGAAGCUGGACUGAAAGGCCCUGCAGGUCUCCCAGGUCCGAAGGGUGAAGAAGGUUCUCCAGGCUUGGGUAGAGGAGCUCUAGGAUUCCCUGGACCAAAAGGCUCAUCAGGAGACAUGGGUCCCCCUGGUCCUGUGGGACUGCCUGGCUUGCCAGGAACACCUGGAGCUUCUCUUCCUUCUGAUAUACGUGGGAGACCUGGGGAUGCUGGCCAUCCAGGAACUGAUGGGAGUUCAGGUCUUCCAGGUCCUCCAGGACCACGAGGGCCCCCUGGCCCAGCUUCUGACCAAGGUGACACGGGCAAUCCAGGUUUCCUUGGUGUUCUUGGCUUGCGAGGCAUUAAGGGUGACGUGGGACCCACUGGUCCAAUUGGACUCCCUGGAGCAUCUGGACUCAAAGGUAUAAGAGGUGAGCCUGGCCUUAUGGGGAUGCCCGGUAAAGACGGGCCUCCGGGGGAUCCUGGUUACCCUGGCCUGAAAGGUGAAAUGGGCCGUCGAGGUCUCCCUGGCCGACAAGGGGCUCCAGGUAUCACCCCACAGCCAGAAGAAGUCACAGCCCCUGCAGGCUUACCUGGUCUGCCAGGAAUUGAUGGUGUCCCUGGCUUUGACGGAGAUCCUGGAUUCCAGGGCCCGGCUGGAAAACCAGGUACAAAAGGUCUGCCAGGAAGAUCUGGUUUGAAAGGACGUGAUGGUUUAUCUGGAUCACCUGGCAUAGUUGGGGAUCCAGGACCUUCGGGUGCCCCAGGACCACAGGGAUUCGAAGGUGUUGCUGGAAAGCCGGGCUCACUUGGUUUGCCAGGAAUGCCUGGUCGGAGCGUGGGCGUUGGAUACACUUUAGUGAAGCACAGUCAGUCAGACCAAAUCCCACCUUGUCCCAUAGGAAUGAAUAAGCUCUGGGAUGGCUACAGCUUAUUGUACGUGGAGGGGCAGGAAAAGUCACACAACCAGGAUCUUGGUUUUGCUGGUUCGUGUUUGCCUCGCUUCAGCACCAUGCCUUUUAUUUACUGCAACAUCAAUGAAGUGUGCUACUACGCCAGCCGCAAUGACAAGUCCUACUGGCUCUCCACCACUGCUCCUAUCCCCAUGAUGCCAGUGGACAGUGUUCAGAUCCCGCAGUACAUCAGUCGUUGCUCAGUAUGUGAAGCACCUUCCCAGGCUGUGGCUGUGCACAGCCAGGACAUCACCAUCCCACAGUGUCCCCUUGGUUGGCGCAGCCUAUGGAUAGGAUACUCCUUCCUUAUGCAUACUGCGGCUGGUGCAGAAGGUGGAGGUCAGUCCCUUGUCUCACCUGGUUCUUGCCUGGAGGAUUUCCGUGCUACUCCAUUCAUCGAAUGCAACGGAGCUCGGGGAACAUGCCAUUACUUUGCAAACAAAUACAGCUUCUGGCUGACGACCGUUGAACAGUCGCAGCAGUUUGUCAGUGCUCCUCCCUCAGAAACUCUGAAAGCAGGACAGCUUCGAACAAGGGUCAGCCGUUGCCAAGUGUGCAUGAAGAACUUGUAGUAACAAAAAUGCAAUAACAUUAACAGUCUUUGUUACCUAAGACUAGACAUCACUGAUGUGAAGAAGGAUAAAUUCAUAAACCUGUUUUGUGUGUGGUUGAUGGGUGAAUCAAGACGGCCAGAAUUCUACAAAAAGCGAGUGUCAAGUCCAGGAGUUUGACUGCACACAGAGGAGGGAAAGACCAGUGCUCUGAAACCUCUUUUUUAUGGAACAUGGUGCUAUGCUUUUAUUUCAAUGGGUUUUUUUCCCCUCAUUUAUGGCUACCUCAGAAAGUCUCUGCGAGUUCCUUGUUCAGACCGAAGAGGAAGCGAUGUCUCACGUUACACCACUCCUCUAUCCGAGGCACAUGCCAGUCAUCAACAAGAGAGACUUUUCAAAAGUGAUGCUUUAUUAGUGUCUUUGCAAACAGUAUUUGGUCUAGUGUAAGGGAAUGAAGACUCAUUCUCCUAUGAAAUACAGAGCUAGCUAAAACUUAUCAGUGUCUUGUAGGUGACUUAGAAACACUAAGCAUUAAUGGUUGAUAACUGACUUCCUUAGGAAGACUCAAAGAUUAAUUUGUUUUGCUUUGCUUAUUAAACAGAUGGGACGUUCUUUCCUCCAGUGACAGGUAAUCAAUUCUAAUCCAGACUCUCAUCCACAGUUGACUUUAAAGAGCUACCCCAGUGAAAAAUGCAAUUUUUUAAUGUGAAGAUGAAUCCAAAAUUCCUCUAGCAUUUUUCCUAGCUUUCUAUUGAAAUAUAUUCCAGGCAAAAUGUCUACUUUAAGGUCUGUGCUUAUCUUCUUGCAGUCAAACGAUGUGCAGCCACCAGAAACAUUACAUUACUAUGAACAUAAAUUUCCUUUCUGAGGUAGCCUUGGCACACUUGUUUUGUAAUUAUUCAAGCUGUGUGUAUUUGAAAAGUAGAGGCUUUCCUAGAUAGCAUGCUAGCUUAUGCAAACACAGAAUUAAGUAGUUAUGGGAUGUACAUUUUUUACUUCUACAGGCACGAUGUGUUGUAUGCUUCUUCCUCUGGGCUUUAUUUCUGUUAGUUUAAAAAAUUGUAUUUCUAGGGUAUGCACUGCUAACUAGUCACACUUUCCUUCAGGGCAUAAUUAAAGAGAAGUGCCACUAAUUUUAUUAGCCUUGUAUAUUUUGAGGGAAAGCCAUGAAAAAGGUAUGCUAAUAUAUAUCUAAUGAAUUCAUUUAGUUGGGCUAAAAUUGUUAUUAUCGACCUCUCUGGAGUGAAGCAUACGAAAUCCUUAUAUAUUGACAUUCCAGGACAUUUGAAAGAAGUGCCUUGCAAAUACACCAUCACCUUGGCUUAAAGACAAAACUGCUCAGAAAAUUAUUAUUAAUGCAAGACUGAGACAUUAUUUUAAAGUAUUACUUCUUUACUAGGUUCUAGGGCUCUAGGUCUAUCCAGCAAAGUACUUAAGAACAUGCUUACUUUUAAGUGGCUAAUAUUGUUACCUUUAAUGAUUAUUUACAUGCAUAAUCUAAUUAACUUCCCAGACUGGGGUCAGAGAGCUCUGCGUGCUCUAGAGUUGAACCACACUGGAGACGAGCAGGGAAUUUGUGAAGAACAAUUUUAGUCUUUCAUUUAACUUAUUCCUAAUUGUGAAAGAUCAGCAACGGCUUUGGAUGUAUUUUGCAAAUAUCUUUAAGGCAUUUUAACACUCCUGAGUGGCAAUCCUUUUAUGCAGAAUAUCCCAUCUACUUCUUAGCUGUCCUAGCACGGACAGAUCAUACUGUAUUUACAUCUUGGGUUAUGCAAAUGCAACUUUAAAACACUGUGUGCACACAGUGAAGCUCACUACUUUUUGAAAAUUUGUGCAAAUAACUGGCAAACUACGAUGAAUUUUUCAGCCAUUGGGCUCCCAUGGUGCUAUUAAAAGGGGUGCCAAUCAGGUACUGUAUCUACGGGGACUUGGUUUUAUUUCUGAACAUGGACACAUGCAAAUGCAAUUAAUUUUUUUUUCCAGGAUCAGAGCCUUACGCAUUUUAAGCACCGCUCUCUUUAGGGAACUGCUUCUGUUGCAACCACCUGGCUCCACUGCUAUCCAUGUCCAAACUUCCAUCAAGUUCAGCAAGCCCAGCCUUUUCCCACGCAAGCCGUUCUCCGUCAGGUGCGCGGGGUGGGAAUUCCAAUCACCGGCCGUUCUUCCGUCAGCCCCGUUUGCACAAAUCUGUUUACCCCACCAAGAAUACUUCUUCAAGAGGUCUGCAGGGCCCAGGCCUCCUCUCUGAGGAGUGUUUACGUAACAGCUGAGACCUAUGUGGGGAAUAACUAUACUGUACUCCACUGAGGGAUUUUUUUUAUUAUUAUUUUUAUUUUUUAACAUAGGUGCUUCCUUUUUUUUGUUUUUUUUAGCAGUUACUGCUUAAGACUGAGCAUUUCCGAGCAAGGGCUUCAUUUUUGUCUGUGGGGAGGAGAGGGCUACAAUUGCUGUUACAUGAACAGUAAGUUCAUGUAUUCAUUAAGAAGUAAGGCUUUGUUUUAAAAAACCCAUGCAGCUAAUCCAUGGAGAGGGGAAGAAAAUGAUAGUUUUUUCUAAGUGUAUCGUUUCCAAAGUGCGGUUAAUAAACAUUGAAGGCAAACAAGAUGAAAUAACGAUCUGGUUAACUAUUUU